CCAGCUAAAAGUAACAAUCAAAUGAAGGAAAUAAUCUUAUGUUCAACUUUAUGUUUACAGAUGUUUGAUUUGAGGUUCAAUUGCAAGCUGAGACAGAGACGACGAUGUGGGCUUCAAACAUAAUACAGAGUUUUCUGCAUAUUGUGGUUUUAACUGCUGCCAUUGUCGUAGACAAAACAGCAGGCCGUCAAGCUGGCAUGGGUCGGGUCAAAAAUUCUCUUUCAACAAGGUUACAAGAAACUUACGUGACUAAGUCUACAACGGCCGUACGGAACAACGUUCGACACCAGUAUGAUGACACUCAUAAACACGGAGCGCUUGACAACGCCAUGGCAACAAUACGACCUGCAACCGAGGAUAUAUGUAACACCAGUCUUUCUCUACACUGCCUUUGUCACCAAAUGAGAGAAAGUUUCCUUGUGGACUGUUCGCACAAAAAUCUUACAUCUGUUCCAAGCAACAUCCCGAAAGAAGCAACGGAAGUCAAUUUAAGUGAAAACUGGAUAAAAGACAUUUCGCCUGGAUCUUUCGAAACUCUGGUCCUUUUGGAAAUAUUAGAUCUUUCCGAGAAUCGCCUUUCGCGAUUAGUGUCGGGAACAUUCUUGGGGUUAACCCGGCUAAAACAUCUUCAUCUAAACGGAAAUUCCUUGAACAUGUCGACAUCUACGUUUGACAGUGACGUCUUUGUACCUUUGUCAAAUCUGACGUAUAUGAACUUGAAAUCGCCGUCUUACUCAAAUGACCAAUCAUUCAUGUAUCCGGAUACAGCGUUAAGCACUUUGAAAUCUUUGGAAACUCUUCUUAUUAACGGAAUAAACAACAGAAUAUUUGGGGAAGGUUUUCGUCGGUUGACGUCAAUACAAACGCUGGACCUGUCGAAUUCUCCGCUAUUUACGUCAGUAUCUGCAUACACUUUCCACUAUUUCCAGAACAUUUCAGUAAAAAAUUUAAUACUGAGCCAUUGCAAUCUUAGUUGGAUUGACAAAGAAGCCCUCAGCAAUCUUCGGAAUUUAGACACCAUUGACUUCAGCUUUAACGAGUAUCUGGAAAUUAAAGGCGUAGGGAUGAGCAUGUAUGGCUUGCAGCAUUCCAAUGUUCGGCGGCUGAUUAUGCAACGCGUCCACGCCAAACCGUCGCUGACUGCAAUAUCUGCAGACGACCUUAAAUACAUCGCUAAUACCGAACUUGAAGAAUUAGACCUUAAUAACAAUUCGAUUGGUCAGCUUGGAGAAGGUGUUCUUACGGCGUUACCGUUGUCACUCAGGGUUAUUCGUGUUUCACACAACAACAUACACACGUACAACAGACAACUCCACAAUCUGCUCCGGAUGAGAAAAGUUGAAGAAUUCUACGCAAACGAUCAAGAAGACAAUGGAGUACAGCGUAGUCCUCAGUCUAAGGAAACUAUGCGAAAGAACAUUUUAGACAGAGAUAGCAAAAUUUAUGAUUACAUCUCCGUACAAAACAGUGAGAAUGGAGCAGUGUUUUACAAACUGUCAUUACCGCCUAAGCUAUGGAUGGUGAACUUCGCUCGAACCUACAAGUUACAGUUUACGAUUCCUGCCGUACAGUUGGUCGACUCCUCUAUUAGAUAUGCGUACUUAGCUCAGAAUGAAUUGAAUAGAUGGGAAGGACCUGUAAAAGGGGUGGAAAGCCUGCUGUACCUCGACUUAACAGGAAAUAACUGUGAUUACGUCUCUGAGACUUUUUUCGCCCACAUGUCAAGCUUAGAGACAUUGCUCAUUGCGCAAAAUCGUCUGGGAAACGGCUUGGGGGACGAAACCUUCCGUAACCUUACAGCUUUAAACACUCUUCACAUGCAUGAUAAUCAGCUGAAAGCUGUAAGUCUUAAUCUAUUCUCAGGACUUACCAAUCUAACAAAUCUGAAAUUAUCGAACAACUACCUGUCCAGCUGGAAUGCAAGCAUCUCUGAACUAGUCAAUCUGAAGAGCUUCAAUAUUUCUAACAACAUUUUCCAUUCGCUGCCUAUGGCUCUCUGUCGAGACCUUGAUGUUAUUCAGAGCUUUGGUACUGUUCACAUCGAUAUCUUUGGAAAUCCUCUAAAAUGUGAUUGUAAUACACAGUAUUUUAUUGAAUGGGUAACAACAACGCACGUCAGUAUAGUUAACCUGAACCUCACAUUUUGCUCGCUCGAGAAUGGUACAUCUGUGUCUUUAUCAAAGAGCAGGUUUGUUUUAGAACAUCUGAAACUGCAAUGUCGUUCUUACACUGGUCUGAUAGGUGGGACAUGCGCAUGCCUAGCUUUGUUUUCAAUAAUCUUAUUGGCUGGGGUUUUACAUCGUCACCAAUGGAAGCUCAAGUACUUGUUGUAUAUGGCCUCCAACUGGCGCAAGAGGACAGGGUAUCAGUCUCUCCAUGACGCUGAGAUAACUCCCUAUGGAUUCGACGCCUUCCUGUCUUACGAGGACUCCGAUCGUACGUUCAUACGAGAGCAAGUUAUACCCCGCCUUGAAAUAGAAGCUGGCUUAAAACUCUGCAUAGACAAACGAGAUUUUAUCCCCGGACUUUAUGUCACUGACAACAUUCUUCAUGCCAUCCAGAACAGUAAGAAAACGGUUGUUUUCCUCUCUCGGAAGUUCCUGAAAAGUAAGUGGUGCAUAUACGAAAUGAAUAUGGCCCGAAUGGAAGGAAUCCACAGCGGCAGAGAUGUCCUGGUAAUGGUUCUCACCGAGGAAAUACCAACCGGCGAACUAUCUGCUGAAAUGAUAGAUGUCAUCCACAACCAGACAUACAUUGAGAGGACCAGCAACAGGCAUGGCGAGGCACUCUUUUGGCGGAGACUAGUGUCUGCUGUAAAAUCUACCUAAACCACAUGGUGUCCCGUCAUAUUUCACAUGUGAAAAGGAGGGAUGUGU
Liolophura sinensis is the source of this 2876-nucleotide messenger RNA. RefSeq names its product toll-like receptor 4. The transcript has a single exon. Gene Ontology annotation, cellular component: plasma membrane. NCBI's taxonomy places the organism in Eukaryota, Metazoa, Mollusca, Polyplacophora, Chitonida, Chitonidae. Bases 105 to 2828 code for a protein of 907 amino acids. Gene Ontology annotation, biological process: inflammatory response; signal transduction. The record is from RefSeq and is a predicted model, not a curated record. Gene Ontology annotation, molecular function: signaling receptor activity; protein binding.